CGCCAACACGCCACAGACCAACACGCCACAUGCCAAAAUGCCACACGCCAACACGCCACACGCCAACACGCCACACACUGGACAUGCCUCACAGAGACUGCCCCCCACCUCCACCCAGAUCCCCCAACGCCACAGCAACCUCACCCAGGCGGCCCUGGCAGUGCACACGCAAACCACCCACAACCCCUUUCACAGCCGCCACCAGCAGACCCAGGCAGCCCUGCUGCACUCCGCGGGCCAGACGAAGGCGCCCCCGCCCCCCCCCGUGCUGCCCCUGGCCCAGUUCCAGACCCUGCCCAGAGAGCGCGUGCAGAAGCCAGACCAGGGGCCGCACCCUCUCCACCCCCCCGUCAACAUGCCCCCAGCCCAGAGACAGUCCCAUCCACACCGUCUCCCUGGCAACAUCCACAGACCCCACAGACCCCACCCUCACCCCCAUGCCCACACCAGCCAGCCACACCCUCGCCGCUAGCCCUAUGACCACCUCCAUGCACAUUCUCACACCAGGGACAGGGGAACCCAGGAGAACCUAGGAGAACCCAGGACAACUCAGGAGAACCCAGAAGAACUCAGGAGAACCCAAGACAAUUUAAGAGAACCCAGAAGAACUCAGGAGAACCCAAGAGAACUCAGGGGAACUCAGGAGAACUCAGGAAACCUCAGGAGAACCCAGGAGAACUCAGGAGAACCCAGGAGAGUCCAUGACCUGUGGCGGGGGAGGUUCUGGCUCGCUGACCCAACCUCUUGGCGUCUCCAUGGUGACGAGGGAGAGAAGACGGUGGACGUGUUUAUUUGGCUGCUGUGUUCAGAGUCUCUUGUGUUCAGAGUCUCUGGAUGCUGAUUAGAGGGAUUGUCCUCGUGCUGAACAGGAAGUGCUCCAGUAGCUAUGAAGGGGACCCGACGAGGGCUUAUUAAUUAAGCACUUUUAUGUGACUUAAAUGACUCGGAAAAUAAUCCCUACGGUGCGUGAAGGAGGAGAGAGAGAGAGAGGGGGAGAGGGAGACAGUUCUGUUUAAACAGUGUGUGUGUAGCCGACAGCGGUCUUACAUGCUCUGCUUCUGAAUACAAAUACACAGUCCAACUGUCUGUGGCUGACUGCUGCAGUGUGUGUUAGCUAGUGUCUGUGCUGUGCAUAUCCAACAGUGUGUGUUAGCUAGUGUGUGUUACCCAACAGCUUGGGUCCGACUGCACCCAUUUCAGUAGAUGUUUUAUGAGUCCACAUGUUUUAUUGAAUAUAAUAAAAUAUUUUGAUGACC
This is a messenger RNA of Hypomesus transpacificus, 1256 nucleotides long. RefSeq names its product glutelin-2. Lineage: Eukaryota; Metazoa; Chordata; Actinopteri; Osmeriformes; Osmeridae. Bases 38 to 472 code for a protein of 144 amino acids. The transcript has 2 exons. The record is from RefSeq and is a predicted model, not a curated record.